Molecule: messenger RNA, 3943 nt
Organism: Gymnodraco acuticeps
Lineage: Eukaryota; Metazoa; Chordata; Actinopteri; Perciformes; Bathydraconidae
Gene: rmdn3
Product: regulator of microtubule dynamics 3
Cellular component (GO): mitotic spindle pole; spindle microtubule; cytoplasm
Molecular function (GO): microtubule binding
Source: RefSeq, a predicted model, not a curated record
CGCAUGCAAUCUUGUUGCAGAGGGUAGGAAUAUCCCUACUCUGACUUCUAGAAACGGAAACGCUAAACCUUAUAGAUUAUCAGAACAUUUAAAAGGGGACACAGUCACAUUGGAUAUUAACCUAUGGAUUAACUACAGCAUCGUUUUUGUCGUUGUAAUGCCAUUGAAGACCAGUGUUGACCAAGGUAACCCACCUAAGCCAUGUUAGCGGUUGUGGCUACCUAGCGCCACAUGUUUUGAUGUAGGUUUUUGUUGAUAACGUCGCGAGUUUGUAUCUUUCAGUGUUGAGAACAGUUUGUGUCCAGGGUGGGAGGGGUUGCCCACUAUCUUCCCUGCCCGCCUCAGGGUCCUGGAGGCAGGCUGGAGGCGUGCAGGCUGUGGUGAAAUUGCAUUCUUCGUGAAGUCCACAACCAUCUCCAUUGUCUUGAGAGCAUUGAGCUCCAGGUGGUUGUUCCUGCACCAGGUCACCAUAUGGUCCAUCUCCCACCUAGGCAGACUCGUCCCCACCAGAGAUGAGUCUGCUUAUAGUAUAUUAUAUAUUAUUAUUAUUAUUAUUAUUAUUAUUAUUUAGUAUUAAUGUCAAUGUUGCACUUGGUAAAGUGGUAGAUUAUUUAAAUUAUUGAUAUACUUCCUAGUAGUUUAACCUAUAGUAAUACAUAAUGAUUAAUACGUUGAUUUAUAUUCUGUACUAUUAAUCCAUACCUAGUAGCUCGUUACUAAAACAUUUCCUCCAAAAUGUAGUAAAGUAAAAGUACUUGAGUAAAUGUACUGAGUUACACUCUCCACUGUGUCUACUUAGUUGUAUAAUGUUGACAUACUACCUAAUAUUAUACAUAAUAAUGCAGCCCUCUCGACAACAUCUUUUAUUUUGGAAAUUGGAGCAGGAAGUUGUGUCCCCAUGCGCUCGCCUCGUUCGUUGGUGCUGAUGUGAUGCAGUUACGUUUGACAUUUCAUAGCUGCUAGUCGACUAAAUACCUUCAUAAGAUGUAAACAAACCGUUUUGUUUAUUAUUUUUAAACGUUUCGUCUUUAAUUAUUACUAGGACAGGUCUAAAGGAGAAUUGUAACAUUUGCGUCAAGCUUAUAUUUUUGUGUUAUUGGCCAGUGGAGGCUAUUACAGUCACAGGCUAAUGACACUUGGCUAACGUGCUAGCAGUGAGCGUGCCCCCUGUCAAGCAUCUUUUCGGAACUGAGAUAAUAUACGUCCAGCGGCUUGAGGCAUGUCGUUUGUAUCCUGAAAUAAGUUACAGGUAGACAAUGGUUGGUGACGUAUGUAAGCAGAGCUAAAUUAGUACCGUAAACUGUUAAACGACUAGCUGAGCGUGCAGAGAUGAACGCGCAGCUCGGGAGGAGUGGGCUCGUGGGGCUUGCUGUCGCAGCUACAGCAGGCUGUGGCUUGGUCGCCUACAUCAUCUACAAGGAGAUCAGCAGGAUAAGAGCCCAGAGACUGGUGCUGGAAGCCAGGCCGCUGUUAGACGGGGCGGGGGAAGCUGUGCUGCUGGGGACUCUGGAGGCUCAAGAGGCGGAGGCCCAGCAGCAGGCUCUGGCGGCGGUGCAGGCUGCGGUGCAGGGCCUGUCAGCAGAGCAGCAGCUGGAGGUGAGGAACCAGCUGGAUGAGGUGCUGAGCUGUGUGUCCUCACUGCGCUCAGAGGUGGCCGAGCUGAGGGGGGGGCUGCAGGACAUUGCCAUGCAGAUCAUCCAGGAUGUCAAGAAGGGAGUGGAGGAAAGUCAGCGGGUGCGUCGGCGGCGCCACGUGGUCCACAGGGAGCGCACCGAGUCCACCGGCUCCAGCUCCAUCUAUUUCACUGCCAGCCAGGGUAUGGCCAGCGCAUAUGAGACCAGCGAAGGAGGGUACUCGACGGCCUACGCUGAGUCGGACUACACAGACAGAGACACAGACAGGGAGGGGCGGCGGGAGCCGGAGCAGGAGUCUGAGGAAGACGAGGACCAGAGCUGCGCCACCGUCCUCACCCUCCGCCAGGAACACUCCCAGGAGGAGGAGGCAGAGGAGCGAGGGCUGGAGGAGGAGGACGAGGAGGAGGAGGAGGACGAGAAGGGGGGGCUGACGCUGCUGACUGAAGUCCCCAGUGGGGAGCUGGCUCUCCUCCUGGCUCAGAGUGACGUCCUGCACACGGGGGACGCCCGUCUGAAGGCCGAGGGCUUCAGACUGCUGCUGGACAACAGAGCAGAGUACGGAGAUAGCAGGGAGUUUCUAUGGCGACUGGCUCGGGCCUACAGUGAUAUGUACGAGUCAACUGAGGACAAACAAGAGAAGAAGACCUACGCACACCAAGGUCGAGAGGAGGCGGAGUCAGCCCUGAAGAAGAACGGCCUGAAUGCUGAGUGCCACAAACGGUUUGCGGUGCUGACAGGACUCCCCUCACAGCAUGAGAGCAUGCACAGCAAACUGAAGAGCAGCCACAUAUUAAAGGAGCAUCUGGACCGCGCCCUCGCGCUCCGAGAUGAUGACCCCAUGUGUUUCUACCUGCUGGGCAGAUGGUGCUAUGAGGUAGCCACUCUGGACUGGCUGGAGAAAAAAGCGGCCGCUGCCCUCUACCAGACCCCCCCCACCUCCACACUGCGUGACGCGCUUGAGAACUUCCUGAAGGCAGAGGAGCUCAGUCCGGGUUUCUCCAAGACCGUCAGACUCUACAUCGCAAAGUGUCACAAGGAGCUGGGGAACAUCUCUGAGGCCACGAACUGGACCCAGCUGGCUCUGAAGAUGACGACAAACUCUAAUGAUGAUGAAACGUCUAAACUGGAGGCUGAGCUUCAACUCUUAACGGACACUAAAAUCUGAAAAACAACAUUUCUAAAGAGAUCCAACGGGCGGAGCCACCCAGCUGAUGGCACUGAUUGGCUAGUCAGGCCGCCAAUCAGUGGUCAUCCAAUCAGAUGUGCCGCACUAAUGGCAGAAGUUUCUUUCUCUUCUUUGGUGGAUAAUGAUAUCUUUGUCACUGUGAAAUUAAAUGGAGUUUAUUAAUGCAUAUUUAUUUUCUUUAAUAUGGCUUAAUUUAAUCAAAAUCACUAUACAUAAUAUAUAUAUCUUUAAUGUUUUUUUAACCAUUUGUUUGCCUUUAACUGAUAAUCAGUGAUUUAAACACAGGUUUUGUUUUUUAGCAUCAUAUUCAUAAUGGAUCAGUACUCCACAUUACAAGAAACAUGUUAUUGGUAGAGCAUCUCAGAGAGAUCAAAUUGAAAUAUAGAAAAUCUAAAUACCUCCAGAGGGAAAUGCCCCAAACCCCAGUGGAACACAUGUGGGGACGUGCCCCCCUCCUCCCCCAGUGGAACACACGUGCCCCCCUCACUGACUGAUAUGCUUGGUGCAGCUGCUGGAGCACUUUGAUCAGGCUGUUUUAGAGCUUUAAGGGGAAGGGUCUUUGGUAACCAAAAUAAUGAAUACACCCAAUUAUUUAGCAUAUUCAUAGAUUAAGAUAUUUAAAGAGAAUAGUGUACACUUUUUUUCCUACCAUUGUUCUGCUAGGUUGACAGAUGUUUGUUUUGUGGAGAUGACUGACACUUAAUGACUGGUUGCUAUGGUAACACGUAGUGUUUGGAUAGAGCAUGUCUUAAACUUUUGUUUUUCAUUUAGUAAAUAGAAAGGUAGUAUAAGAAACUGUAUUGGAGUUCUGUUUGGUUGUGAAUGAAAAGUAUUCCAAUAUUUUUGUACCUUCAAUUUUCCUUUGAGUUGAUAUGCUGCCUUGAUCUCUGCGUGUUGUUCCUUUCUGAAGUAUGUUGGCAGGUUUAUUCAUUUCUGAUGUAACAUCAUUUUAAUGGCACUUUGUUUUCAAUUCAUUUAUUUUUGUUGAGGUUAAUUUUGCAAUUGCUGCUGUAAAAAAAAAAUGGUAGUUAUAUUUCCUUAAUAUUCUGAUCCUGUAUCGAAAGUGAAUAUGCACUAAAGCAACAGAUACAACUGAAUAAAAUGUUUUGGUAUUCAUAUCUUC